Stylophora pistillata is the source of this 5866-nucleotide messenger RNA. RefSeq names its product lysine-specific demethylase 5C. The record is from RefSeq and is a predicted model, not a curated record. Lineage: Eukaryota; Metazoa; Cnidaria; Anthozoa; Scleractinia; Pocilloporidae. Gene Ontology annotation, molecular function: DNA binding; histone H3K4me/H3K4me2/H3K4me3 demethylase activity. Gene Ontology annotation, biological process: regulation of DNA-templated transcription; chromatin remodeling. Gene Ontology annotation, cellular component: chromatin; nucleus.
AUGAUUAGUCGAUUUUAAAAAUGGCGUUGGUUUGUGAGAAAUGUGAGUCCUUUGUUUUGAAAUGGCUGGUCCUGUCCUGACUCAACAACAGCCAUGGAGGAAGAAGGGGAAGAGUUCGUUUUCACUCCACCUCCAGAGGCCCCAGUUUUCGAACCAACUGAAGAGGAAUUUCAGGACCCUUUGGCGUACAUUGCAAAAAUAAGGCCUUAUGCAGAGAGAACUGGCAUCUGCAAAGUCCGGCCUCCCCCGGAAUGGCAGCCUCCGUUUUCAGUAGAUGUGGAAACUUUUAGAUUUACGCCGAGGGUUCAGCGUCUCAAUGAACUUGAGGCGAGAACAAGGGUGAAACUAAACUUUUUGGAUAGACUCGCCAAAUUGUGGGAACUUCAGGGUACAACUUUUAAAAUACCAACAGUUGAGAGGAAAAGUUUGGAUCUCUUUCGGCUUCACAAGACUGUAAGCGAAGAGGGAGGAUUUGAAUAUGUCACAAGGAAGAAGAAGUGGUCUGUUGUGGCAAGAAAGAUGGGUUAUCUCCUUGGAAAGUCAGCUCCAUCUCUUUUGAGAAUGAAUUACGAAAAGUACCUUUACCCUUAUGAUAUAUUUCAAGCAGGAGCAUUCACUGGAGAUCCUCAGCCAGGGAGUGCUGAUGGCAAGAAAGAUCAGAAAGAAAAAGAGUAUGCUCCAAAUGGAGGUGUUAUUAAUACUAACUACCAAAUGUCCCGGAGAUCAAAGAAGGUUAUAAAAGCCGAAGAGCUUGAUUCAAUAGACUUUGAAAAUAACCCUGAGCUAAAGAAACUGCAGUUUCUUGCUCCAGGACCCAAGAUGGCUGGUGUCGCAAAGGGGACAUUGUUACCCAAACAAGAAGUUAAUAUAAAAGAAGAACUUCUAGACAGCCCAGUCAAGAUUGAGAUCACAAACAGCUUGGAAGAGAAAGAGAAAGAUAAAGAGAAAACUGAACCCUCACCUCGUAAAACCAAGAUGAAUGGUGAUGCUAUGCCAUCCCCCGGUAAACAAAGAAUGGCAAGACAGAAACAAAGCAUGAAACUUAAAUUGGAAAAUUUAAUGCAGAAGGAACCAGAGUUGACAAGGAGAAGACCUGUAAGACAAGCCAGCAGGAAAAACAUUUAUUCAAACUCUCAGCUUAUUUUGCCUGAUGAAUACCUUUGUCAAGUAUGCAGUCGUGGUGAUUCUGAAGAAAGUAUGUUGCUUUGUGAUGGGUGCGAUGACAGUUACCACACAUACUGUCUUAUUCCACCCUUAUCAUCUGUUCCACGUGGAGAUUGGAGAUGCCCUAGAUGUGUGGCAGAGGAAUGCAAGAAGCCACAGGAGGCCUUUGGCUUUGAGCAAGCCAAGAGAGAGUACACAUUGCAAUCAUUUGGAGAAAUGGCAGAUAAUUUCAAGAGAGAAUACUUUAAACUCCCACCAGAGCAAGUACCUACUGAAGUUGUAGAGAAAGAGUUCUGGAGACUAGUUUCAACAAUGGAUGAAGAUGUGACAGUUGAAUAUGGUGCUGAUCUUCAUACAGCAACACACGGCAGCGGAUUCCCAACUAAAUUUAAUGCUGUCACUAGUGAAGAGGAAUUUUAUGCCAAAUCAGGCUGGAACCUUAACAACCUUGCAAAUUUAGAGAGAUCAGUGUUGUCCCACAUCAGUGCAGAUAUAUCAGGAAUGAAGGUUCCUUGGAUAUAUGUUGGCAUGUGUUUCAGCAGUUUCUGUUGGCACAAUGAAGAUCAUUGGAGCUAUUCAAUCAACUACAUGCACUGGGGUGAGCCCAAAACAUGGUAUGGUGUACCAGGUGACAAUGCUGAGGAUUUUGAACGCUCCAUGAAGGAGGCAGCCCCUGAACUCUUCGAGGCACAACCUGACCUUCUUCACCAACUCGUCACCAUUAUUAAUCCCAAUGCACUAACUGCUAAGGGUGUACCUGUGGUUAGAACCAAUCAGUAUGCAGGGGAGUUUGUAAUCACAUUCCCCAGGGCAUAUCAUGCUGGAUUCAACAAUGGCCUGAAUUUAGCUGAAGCUGUUAAUUUUGCUACAGCAGACUGGCUUCCAAUUGGACGUAAGUGUAUUCAACAUUACCGUGAGAUGACUAGAAACCCAGUAUUUUCUCAUGAGGAGUUAGUUUGCAAGAUGGCUGCAGAUCCUGAUGGUUUAGAUUUGGACUUAGCCAAGGCAGUCUAUGAUGAGAUGUUGGCUGUCGUGGAGAAGGAGGCAAACAGGCGGCAUAGGCUGGCUAAAAAGGGCAUCUCAGAGUUUGAGCGAGGUGAAGCAUUUGAGUUGUUGCCAGACGAUGAACGACAAUGUGGUGUGUGCAAAACGACCUGUUUCCUGUCUGCAGUUCAGUGCCAUUGUAGUCUUGGGAAACUCGUCUGUCUUGACUGUAUUACAGACAUUUGCCCCUGUGUACCUCCAGAAAAGAGCUUAAGGUAUGCUCGAACUUUCAAGAUUAAAGUGCCAAUUCUCUCCUUUAGCCGCUACACAUUUCCACCCCACAGUGGUGCAGAUAACGUAGCAGCCACUCGUUUAAGUCUUGAUGAACUUCAAGGGUUCAUGCAGCAGCUGCAGAACUUACCUUGUGUCGUAAGAGAAGCCGAUCUCGUACAAGAACUUAUGACACAUGUGGAGAGUUUCCAGUGCGAAGCUCAGAAGGUGAUUCAAAGUGGCACAACAGAUACAACAAGACUUCAACAACUCCUGGACAAUGGACACACACUGGAUGUUGACUUACCAGAGAUCCCAAAACUCAAACAGGAGUUACGGCUGGCCAAGUGGUUAGAGCAAGUGAACAUAACUCUAGCGAACACUGAAGAUGUUUCGUUCGAUGCUCUUCAAGAGCUACUUGAGACUGGAAACACACUUCCGCAAAAAGCUGCUAUUGAGAAAGCCGUUAGCGAGCUUCGUAGUCUGGUAGCUCUAGGUGAACGGUGGGAAGAAAAGGCAAAACUUUGUCUUCAAGCCAGGCCCCGUCAUGCGAUGACUACAGUGGAAGCCAUAGUAAAAGAUGCAUCACGUGUUCCGCUGUAUCUUCCAAACGUGAGCGCGCUCAAAGAAGCACUACGUAAAGCACGUGAAUGGUCUGACAAAGUUGAUCAUGUGCAGAAUGAUGACUACUAUCCUUACCUUGACGUCCUGGAAGCCCUGGUAAUGAGAGGUAGACCUAUUCCCGUGCGCUUGGAGCAGCUCCCUCAGAUGGAAUCCCAAGUAGCUGCAGCGCGCGCCUGGAGGGACCGAGCCGCAAGGACGUUUCUCAAAAAGAAUUCUUCAGCUACUUUGUUGGAGAUCUUAUCACCCCGGAAAGACGUGGGAUCAUACAAAGCUUGUCCCAAACCUCGCGGCAGCAAAAAACGGGAUAAAGCCGAGAAAGAAAAAAAUGAGAAAGAACGAGAAGUUAUAAUUGAGCUAGUGGCGUUGGACGAGUACAUCGGUAGGGAUCCUGCCCUACAGAUCGCUGAGUUCCGAGAAGCGGAAAGUAAAGAGAUGCAAAGCAUGCGGCAAUUGCGACUAGUCAACAUAGCUAGACAGAAAGAAGAAGACAAGAAGAGACAGCUUGGGGAAAGCCUGGACGGACAGUACUGUACAUGCCGGCGGGGACCCGACGGUUUUAUGCUACAGUGUGAGCUAUGUAAGGAGUGGUAUCACGGCUCCUGUGUUCCCCUUCCGCGUACCCAGGGUGGCAAAUCCAUGGGUAAAGGCUCCGCCGCGCUGGAAGCGGCGAAGGAGCUCAAGUAUCUGUGCCCGCUCUGCUCAAGGUCGAGGCGACCCCGCCUGGAAACGAUCUUGUCGCUGCUAGUAUCGCUACAGAAGCUUCCUGUUAGGCUCCCUGAGGGAGAGGCGCUACAAUUCCUCACUGAAAGAGCAAUGAACUGGCAGGAUCGUGCCAGGCAGUUUCUUGCGGACGAAGAUGUUGUGAGUCUUCUCACGUUUCUCAGUAGAACAUCUGCAGCCUGGCCUCAAGGAGUGAGCGCGGAGAACUUGUCUGCGUCGGCUGCGUUACUUCGUCUCGCUCAAGUGGGACCCGAAUCGGAAAACGCCGAGAAAUCAGCGUCGAGUGAGGUGUCUGUCACGGACGAAGCUAACGACAGUGCGCAGGCCGAAGUUAGGCCGACUUUCUCGGAGGAGAUACGACGGCAGGCCGAAACGAUGAUGAUGGAAGGAGAUCUUUUGGAAGUGUCGCUCGAUGAAACGGAACAGCUGUGGAAAAUACUCCUCAGUCAGAAAAGCCAAGAAGAACAAGAAACGCAGCUUUUUGAGGCGAAAUCCGCCAAAGAGAAAGUCAAACGGAAGCGCAAGAAAAAAGACAAUGAAGAUAAAGAAAAGCCAGCGAGAAGAGGAUCGAAUGCAAGUUCAACGAACUCUGCUCCUGCUACAUCAGAGACACCAAAGAAACGUCGCCGAAAAGACAAAGAAAAAGUCGUCAAAGUGAAAAAAGAAAAGAUGGUUGAUGUCGAAGAAGACGACGACGAAGAUGAUGACGAUGAUGAUGAGAUUUGCGCCGCCGGCGCGUGCACACGACCUCAAGGGGAUGAAGUGGGAUGGGUGCAGUGCGACGUCUGUCAGAAGUGGUAUCACCUCGCCUGCGUGGGACUAAGCCCGGAGCGUGCAGAAGCCAUGGAUUCUUAUAACUGUCUGCUGUGUGUUGGAGGGGGUGAGGGUUCGUCUACGAAUUCAGCUGUGGGGACCCCACCCGGGGCGUCACCUGAGUCAGAGAAUGUUGACGUAGAUGGUACCACGCCGACUUCCCCAACGCCUCCGGUCUCAAUAGUAGAUGUUGAAGGGAUGGAGACCGCGCAACCUCAAGGACAAGAGCCGGCGGAAAGUGCUGUCGGUUGCCAAGGCGACGGCAACUCGGUGCGCCCAGUCACUACAAUCGAUUUGUGUUCGGAUGACGAAAGUGUGCACGAAGAUAUUCAGACCGAUGAAAACACCGUGGAUAUUGAAACGGGACCAACGGAUCAGGUUUAAAAUCCCAUAUACAAGAUGGAAAAAAUCUUAAUUAACUAAAGACUGAAUAUUGAGGAACAUAUUUUUUCGCAAUUUUUCCGGCCAAACCCCAGACCCGUGUUCGGGUAAGGCUGUUUUUAUAAUAGUGUUUGCCAUUAUUAUUCGAGAGAAGUUAUCCUCUCUCAGCCGCGCUGGAUAACUUGGGUAUUUCAAGUUUUGUCGUAAUUCUCGAGCCGUUACGAAGUUUUUGACAGUCACAACCGUUUUCCGCUUCCGAAAUAUACUUUAUUUAGUUAUAAUUAAAAAUAAGUCGUUUUUGGAAGACGCGAUAUAUUUCCGAUAACUUCUACCAAUCAGAAAGGUGUGUGAUGUAGCUCGAGCGGCCUCGAGUGUACUGAGAAUUUCUCGCGAAGUAGAGGCGACUUUACCAACCGGAUAAGAUUUUCAAGUUCAAACGGAAGCCGAUGAUAACUGCUAACUGUUCUUAUAAUAUAAUGAAUAUCUUAUAACUUUGAUCAACUUCCCAACGCAACAAACAGCUGUGAAAAAAAAGUCUAGAGCUAGAGGUAAAAUGUGGGUAGUUAAAACUUAUCGAAACGAAACAAAAAACGAUGAAAAUGGCCUCAUUGAGAGUAACUUCGGGUGUAGUUUGGUUUCUAGCUGUUCAAAUGAAUUAUCACAGUGUCGUUUGUGACUUCACCUAGAAACAGAGUAUUUUUUUCACUCAGAAACAGAGCAACGUUGGUCUCUCGGAUCAGGUGGCCGUUUCUCGAUGACUGCGGUAACUUAACGGGCCCACAAGGCUGUGUUUCGUUUUCCUUCAGAUGGGCGUUUCGAGAGUUUUGAAUCUUCUGCAGUAAAACUUUUAAGUUAAAAGAAACAAAAUGGACUCCUAAGAGUGCCAGAAGCUACUUCUCUAAUCUUAAAG